Fraxinus pennsylvanica is the source of this 306-nucleotide messenger RNA. Lineage: Eukaryota; Viridiplantae; Streptophyta; Magnoliopsida; Lamiales; Oleaceae. The record is from the annotation of a GenBank genome assembly.
AUGGCUACUUCAUUGGCUGCAAUGAUGGCGUGCCGAGCUGCAACCUUCGCUCGGCUAUCAUCUCCCGGCUCAGCCGCUAGAUUUGCCUAUCUGGUUCUCUACCGUGGCCUCGCUGGCGCCGCUGAUCACCAUGGGCCAGCUAAGGUUGAUUGCUGGAAAGACCCGAUAAGUCCAUCCAAGUGGAAGGAGGAGCACUUCGUGAUUGUCUCUUUAUCUGGCUGGGGUUUGCUUAUCUUGGGAGGGUACAAGUUUUUCACUGGAGUCAAGAAGAACAUUGAAGAGAAAUUGGUGGAAGCAACACACUAG